AUGAAGGUCGCUCUCGUCCUCUUCGCCGCUGCUGCUGCCGUUAUGGCACAGUCAGUCGAUACUGUCUCUGCGACUCAGAGCGGUGUGUGUGAGCCUCACAACGACCACUGGCACUGCCCAGAGGGCGUCGCUGAGCCCACCACCCCUCCAGCUCUCGUUACACCUACAGGAUCUGCUGGAUCUGCCAUUACUUCAUCUUCUUCUCAUUCCCACGACGACGAUGACCAUGACCACGACCAUGCUGCAUCCGGUGGAUCGACUUGCUCUCCCCACGGCGACCACUGGCACUGCCCAUCUGGUGUCGCUAAGCCUACAACGCCACCUGCCGCCGACGCAGCCUCUGCAUCAACAUGUUCCCCACAUGGCGACCACUGGCAUUGCCCGGCCGGUAUCGCUGAGCCUACGACUCCACCUGCAGCUGUCGCAGCUUCUGCCUCUGCUUCAACUACCAGGGCCAGCGGCUCUGCUGCUGGUGCUUCAGCGUCUCCUUCUACGCCGCAGGCAACUGGUGUUGCUGCUAAGGCCGCAACUGGUGCUCUUGCAAUUCUCGGAGCUGUCGGUGCUUGGAUUUUGUAG
Molecule: messenger RNA, 576 nt
Organism: Parastagonospora nodorum SN15
Lineage: Eukaryota; Fungi; Ascomycota; Dothideomycetes; Pleosporales; Phaeosphaeriaceae
Exons: 2
Coding region: 1-576 (191 amino acids)
Source: RefSeq, a predicted model, not a curated record